Fundulus heteroclitus (mummichog) is the source of this 1310-nucleotide messenger RNA. RefSeq names its product cAMP-dependent protein kinase catalytic subunit alpha-like. Gene Ontology annotation, biological process: peptidyl-serine phosphorylation. The coding region runs from base 393 to 1310 and encodes 305 amino acids. The transcript is spliced from 10 exons. Gene Ontology annotation, molecular function: ATP binding; cAMP-dependent protein kinase activity. Gene Ontology annotation, cellular component: cAMP-dependent protein kinase complex; nucleus. The record is from RefSeq and is a predicted model, not a curated record. Lineage: Eukaryota; Metazoa; Chordata; Actinopteri; Cyprinodontiformes; Fundulidae.
CUAUUUCCGAAUGGUCAGUGAAGGCAGCGUUCCACCUCCUAAAGCGCAUCCAUGGGUAUUCCCAUAUGACGUGAACGCAGCGCAGGACGACAGGAGGCAGAGGUGAAAAGUCUGGAUCAUGUUGUCAUUCCAGCAGAGGUACACAUGAACGGCACAGGAGGAAAAAAAAGGACACGGUAAAUAAGCAUCAGCGAGUCGGCCAGCCGCGGCGCGAUCCGGCCCUGUUCCUACAGCGAGCACGUUGAUGGUGUUUUUUUUUUUUUUUUUUUUUUUUUUUUUAACCAGCCAGUGUGAGCAAGCUGAAAUCUGUUAUCGAGCUAACGGAGGAGCCUGUUAGCUAACGGCCACCAUCAUCGCUCCUCGCCAGCUGCGAAUCGCCCUGUCUUCCUACGAUGGGAAACGCAGCGACUGCCAAGAAAGGAAACGAGCAGGAAAGCGAGACUUUUGUGAAAGAGUUCUUAGCUAAAGCCAAAGAAGACUUUUUAAGAAAAUGGGAGUGUCCCGCACAGUGUACAACCACCCUGGAUGAGUUUGAAAGGUUCAAGACUCUGGGCACUGGCUCGUUUGGACGCGUAAUGCUCGUGAGGCAUAAAGGAACAAACCAGUUCUACGCCAUGAAGAUCUUGGACAAGCAGAAAGUGGUGAAGUUGAAGCAGAUAGAACACACACUAAAUGAAAAGAAAAUACUACAGGCCGUCUCCUUCCCGUUCCUCGUCAGAUUGGAGUACGCUUUCAAGACCAACUCAAACCUCUACAUGGUGAUGGAAUAUGUGCCCGGUGGAGAAAUGUUCUCACACCUCCGACGCACGGGCAGGGUCAGUGAACAUCAUGCAAGAUUUUAUGCAGCUCAGAUCGUGCUCACCUUCGAGUACCUUCACUCCUUAGACCUCAUCUACAGAGACUUGAAGCCUGAAAACCUGCUCAUAGAUCAACAUGGAUACAUCCAGGUCACAGACUUUGGCUUUGCCAAACGAGUGAAAGGCAGAACCUGGACAUUGUGUGGAACCCCUGAGUACCUGGCUCCAGAAAUCAUCCUCAGCAAGGGCUACAACAAAGCUGUUGACUGGUGGGCCCUUGGAGUUCUUAUCUAUGAGAUGGCCGCUGGUUACCCUCCAUUUUUUGCUGAUCAGCCGAUACAGAUCUAUGAAAAGAUUGUGUCUGGAAAGUGCAGCUCUCUUCCUCGUCCCACUCCGACCACAGCCGCCGCUCAGACACACCGAGGCCUCCUUGGUGAACGCGUCUGCUUCCAGCCGUGUUUCCAAGACUACUCAGGGCUCGUGGUGUGUAACGCCAUUACUACCGACCACUGA